Molecule: messenger RNA, 2249 nt
Organism: Psylliodes chrysocephalus
Lineage: Eukaryota; Metazoa; Arthropoda; Insecta; Coleoptera; Chrysomelidae
Source: the annotation of a GenBank genome assembly
UCAAAGACCUUCCUUCAUAACUAGACUAGAAAUUCUUACCUAUGAUUGAAUCCUUCUUGUGCAGUGGCGUGGGUUUUAGGUUAGGUUAUUGGUUAAAUGCUAAAUUAGGUUAUGUUUAAGUUCACCACCAUUACAAUCAGUUUACAAAGCUGUUUUAUUUAAAAUGGGAAAAAAUCAUCGUCACAAAAAGAAUCUAAAGGCCGAUAAAGGUAAAGUUAAACUGAAACAAAGUAAAACCAAGUUUUUGCCGAAAGGUUUGAACGAAACUAAGGCCACUUUUAAGAUAAAACCUAUAGUACUUGCUGAACAACUGAGGGAAAGAAGCAGUGAUUUACUUUUGAGUAGGAGAAAACUUAAUAUUAAGGAUUUAUGUAGUAGAAUAAAACAUUUUAACUACAACGUAAGAUGUGCUGCCUGCGAAGAACUAACAGAUAUGUACAAACAAUUUUAUGAAGAUAUUAUUCGAGAACAUUUAUGUGAAGUAAUUGAAAAUGUUAGUAACUUAAUGCAAGAUAUGGAAAGAAAAGUAAGAACAGCAGCAGUUAAAGCAAUCAACGUUAUAUUAGAAUUAACACCUAGUGAAAAACUGGAACCUUUUUUUGAAUACUUCUCUGUAAAUAUGCGUUGUGCAAUGACUAAUAUUGAUCAAAGUAUUCAGGAGGAUUCAUUAAAAUUCCUAGAUUGUUUUUUGGUCAAAGAUUGUGGACUCAUAUCAAAAACUUCAAAUAAAUUUUUGCCAGAUUUCUUCACACUAAUUUCAAGGUUGAGAACCGAUAAUACUUUAGGGAGAACUUUAACUCUCAAUUUAGGAAGCAAAAUGACAAGUGUUACCUGGAGAAUUAAAGUAUUGAGUAGGUUAAAUGCAGUGUUGGAUUUGAUACUAAAAAAAAAUGAACAAAAAGAUGAAGGGAUAAUUGAUUGCAGUGCUGAUAGCUCUAAUACAUUUCCAAUUUAUAAAGACAGUUUUUUCAAGGUCCUAGAUAAUCCCAAUUUGGAUGGUAUUGAAAAUAAUGUUGCCUCGGAAAAUGUUUUUGAUACUCAUCUCUCAACUUUAUUACCAGUUUUUUAUGACAUAUGGAUGGAAGUUGUUCCUGAUAAGAAAGUUAAUAGGUUACAGUAUGAAAACACUUAUUUAAAUGAUGAAGCAUCAGCUAUUUUGUGGAGUGUUAUAAACACUAUGUAUUUGUUAUGGAAAUAUAUAGAAACUACUAAAAGUGCUGAUUCUGAUUUGAAAAAUAUAUUCGUCUCUGCAGACGCCACGAAAUUUUUAAACCAUUUAUUGGCGAAUUUCCCAUAUUGCCAAAGCGACCGCAACUUAUUAACAAAGACAAAGAUGGAGCUUAAAUCGAAUACAUUAUUUUUAGGCGUCAGCGGCGAUCCGAAUUGCGUCAGGGAAAAUAUAAUGAUAUGCUACAUGUGCUUCGUGUUAAACGUCAAUUUUACGCGAAAUACUUCCAAGAAAGAAUUAGAGCGUGUGGCAGUUUAUGUUAACAAAUGUCUUCUGACACAGAAGUACGUAGAUCAAAGCAACGUUCAGUACGUUAUCGAAUUCAUUAAACUGAGUCUGUUGGAGAACUGCCAUGUUUGGAGGAAAUCUAAAGUAAACGCUCGCGAAUUAUUGGAAAACGUUUUAGUUUUCUACAAUAACGCUGCGAUCGGCGAAAAAAACAAGAUGAGACUGUUCAAGAUUUUCGCCGGUCUUCUGGAUAAUGCCUUUUUGUCAAAUUCAUCCCAGUACCAUGUGUGGCUGUCAUCGUUACCAGAACUGUUAUGUAAACCACAAAUUAGCGAUUUAACUGUUGAAACUUUACUGGAGUUGGCAAGAAAGAAUUGUGUUCCAUUUCUUAAUGCUGUAAAAUCAAAUCUGUCAAAAAUUUUGUGUAAUUUAAAUUCGCUCAAAAUAAUUCUGACAAAGAAGAGUUACAAAGAUGAGAGUAUUGUUAAAAGAGAAAUAGCUUUUAUAUUUUUCUACUUGAAAGGACUGACUGGUGUCGAGAUAAAUACAUUAAUGUCUUUUUUGAUUAAUUACAUUUCAAAACAGGACUGUUUUAUACUGGAAGAGCACCUGCUCAGUUACCAUACGAAUUGUUUAAUGAUGGUAUAAAAUUGAAGUCUGUCUAGUUGUGGAUUGUUUUAUUUACAAUUUGAAGCUAAAAAUGAUGUCGAUUAAUAAUUUGUUAUUUUUAUCUUUAUACAAUUUAUUUUAUUUAAACGAUUAAGUAAGAAUAAAUUAUUCUUUUACCCAUCAA